This is a messenger RNA of Nematostella vectensis (starlet sea anemone), 2124 nucleotides long. RefSeq names its product F-box/WD repeat-containing protein 7. The transcript is spliced from 11 exons. Bases 95 to 1516 code for a protein of 473 amino acids. Lineage: Eukaryota; Metazoa; Cnidaria; Anthozoa; Actiniaria; Edwardsiidae. Gene Ontology annotation, molecular function: protein binding. The record is from RefSeq and is a predicted model, not a curated record.
GCGGACUGGACGAGAAAGAGAAAAAAAUGGCGUCCAUAAUGUUUUUAUGACGAAGAUUUUUUAGUUAUGUCUUGUUUAUCUUUUAUUUUAAUCAAUGAGUCGUUCAACUUCUCACAACAUAUGUGGCCUUAGUGAUGAGAUCCUUGUUCGUAUUUUUAGUUUUUUAACUGCGAACGAUUUGUGUCGUUGUUCAAGAGUGUGCGUGUCAUGGUGUCGUCUGUCGAAUGACUUUCAUCUUUGGAGAGAUCUUUUUAUCAAGAAAUUCGGAAAAUUUAUCAUUGAUCAAUCAUUUUACAACAGACUCACUCCAACUCAGUGGAAAGAACAGUAUAUCAUUCGAGCGAAUUGGUUCAGUGGACACUGUCAUGUACAGAAACUCCAUCAAAACGAACACAAAACUUUGCCUCAUCAAUCAGCGAAGAUAACAUGUUUACGAAUAUCCAAGUGCAGUCAGAACUUGUUGGCGAGUGCAAAGGAGAAUUCUAGGCUUGUUCAUGUGUGGGAUUUAGUGGAAAAGCGCUGUAAACAUGUCAUACACUGUGAUGGAGUGGUGUGUGCAGUUGACUUUGGUUCACUCACCUCAAGGAACCUGCUUGCUGUUGGUCUGAGUUGCAAUAAGUUCAGUAUCUGGGAUGUAAAACAAGAGCUGUUCCGUCUGCAUCAGACCAACAUUACCGAGAGUGCAGCCAUAGUUAACCCCGCCCUGAGAAUGGCAAGCAGUAUACGUCCCCUUCAUGAGUCAGCCGUUGUUCAACUCAACUUGGUCGAUGACAAGCUGGCAACUGUCACUCAAGACUGUGUUGUCAGGGUGUGGCUUCUAGAUCUGAGUCACACGGAGGUGUCCUGUCUUCACACGCUGACAACAUUAAAACCAAGGUGUUCUGUAUUGGAUGUUCAGCUACAACAAAAACACCAUAGUAACACCUGGUCAGUCUCCAUAUCCCAUGCUGCUGAGGUCAUGGAAAACUGGAACCUUAUCGGUUUCCAGUCUGUCAAGUUUGAUGGACGGAGCUUAUCAGGAGAUGAUGUUGAUAAUUCAGUCAUGAGUAUGUCAUACUCUUUUGCACUGGAUCGUCAAGAAGCUGAGAAAUAUAUUUUAGAAAAACCUGAUGAACCCAUGACAUGUAGGACCACCAUUUCCUGCCUGUCAAUCAGUCCAUGUACAAGGCUGGUUGCAUCUGGACAGACAGACAACACUAUCUGUCUUUGGGACACCCACACACGCAGGAAGCAGCACAACCUGUUUGGACAUACAGGUUCUGUGACGUGUACAGCAGUUGACUCACACAAGGUUGUCAGUGGAUCUAAUGACAGGACGGUCAAGGUUUGGUCACUGGACAGCGGUCACUGCCAACUUACCUUACCCGAAGACCAUUCGUCCGGAGUUUCGUGUGUCACUUUUAGUGACCAGUGGGUGGUCAGCGGUGACAGCUUGGGUGAAAUCAAGGUGUGGGACUUUGCUGUAAGCAGUCUUUCCGUCCUCAGGGAGGCGCCUAGAGCUGCGUCAGCCAGAUGAAAAAAAAAAAAGAGACUCGCUUUUAGGGACAUAACCUUUCAACCAGAUAACAAUCUUUGAAGUUUCCAUCAUGUGUACAUACCGGUUUUUUCUUCGUUUUACAAUCGUAUAAUGUUUCUUUUCUUCUUUAAUGGCGCCACUCGUGAACGUUACAUUCUAUGCGGAAUAUGGUACAUGAUAAAGUACAUACCAUCCACAUGAUCAGUGCUUUAUGAUGUCCGAUAAACUUGGGCCCACACCUUUCUUAUGCAGGCUUCCUCCUUCAGUAGUUAUCCUCUAGCUCACAACGAUACAAAAUUUGAGUUAUGUUACCGCAAAGCACUAUAGAAAAGUCUUUUUUUUUGUAAAAGUGAAGUUAAUUUGGCCAAUGGGGCCUUUUUUGCGGUUUUUUGCGACAAUGAAAUCAGUCAAAACAAGGAAAAUAGUAAUAUGCUUUAAAAAAAAAGCUACAGAAAAAAGUGAUACUGUGCUUAUGCGAAAACCAGCAAAACCACGCUCGCGCUUAAUUGAUUUCCGCAAAAAACACCAAUAUUUGUUCCAAAUUCCGGAAAAUAUAAUUAAAACAUACGACUAUUCAUUUAAUGUAAUUAAUAUAUGGUUCUGACAUC